This is a messenger RNA of Sebastes umbrosus (honeycomb rockfish), 5133 nucleotides long. RefSeq names its product Ets2 repressor factor like 1 (gene erfl1). The record is from RefSeq and is a predicted model, not a curated record. Gene Ontology annotation, biological process: cell differentiation; regulation of transcription by RNA polymerase II. Bases 1866 to 3311 code for a protein of 481 amino acids. Lineage: Eukaryota; Metazoa; Chordata; Actinopteri; Perciformes; Sebastidae. Gene Ontology annotation, molecular function: DNA-binding transcription factor activity, RNA polymerase II-specific; sequence-specific DNA binding. Gene Ontology annotation, cellular component: nucleus. The transcript has 14 exons.
AUAGUAACUGUAACCAUAGUAACUGUUUAGCACUGCAUGAAGUUAGCUUAAACUCCUCCCAAGGAAGGCCAAUGUUGUUCUAUGGAUUUCCUCUACACUGAAGAGGAAGGCAGCAGGUAAAAUUACUCUGUCUGCUAAAACGGGACUUCAGCAUCCUCCAAAGACUGCACACACCGAGGGCAGAACUCCUGAGGUAGGUGAGACGAAGAUCCACUCAUUCGAAAGGGUACCAAGUCGCCCUAAAAAGACUGAAUCGAUACCAGGGGAUGAGGAACAACUACCUUUGGCCAGCGGAAUAAUCUGUUCUCCCAGUUCAUCUGGUCGGCCCACAAACCAAACUGUACAAACUAUAAUUGACUGUCUGUUCCACAAGUCCAACUACCAAAAAGAGAAGACGACACCCUAAAACAAAAGCAUUAUUGUGGAGGAAUGUCCCUUGAAAAACAAAAUUAAUUGUCCCUUAUUAAUAACAUGAUCAGUUGCAAAAAAGAGGGCGAGGACGCCCUAAAUGCUGCACUGCACAAAGUAGAGAAGAGCUGAAAAAUGAACAGGAGAGCAUGAGCUGGAAUGAUUUCUAACUGUAAACAAGUCGAAGAGGAGCCAGCAGACCCUGAGACACAUGAAAUCUGCCAUGUAACAAAGUUUGGGAAUUGGGAAUUUGAAGGCCUGGAGGCAUUUGUUAAGGGAGAGACUGAGCCACGCUUAACUGGACACUACGAGGAGACCCCACCAGCCGAGGCAGUGGAAAGCAACACAACAACUUUGUCUCUGCAGGGCACACCGGAGUUUCGCCCUUGUCCAUACUGCACAUGCUCCUUCACUGACUCUGACUUUGAUAUAGCUCACAGUUCAUCUUUAAGCAAACACAAACAGACCCAUUUGCAAUCUGGGGAAGGCUUUAGUUGUACAGGAUAAGGAUAAAUAUCACUAGAGGAUCCAUCAAAAGACGUACUAAUGUGGUACCACCUAGCAAGAUUCUGAAGGCACAUGCACAAUAACAUACUGGAGAAAGGCCUUAUCACAGCAAGGUGUGCAACAAGGGAUUCAAACGCCGGGACUACGUUGACAACCACCAGCUUACCCACACCAAUGAGAGGCCAUGCAGAGGGGACCAGUGUGAGGCCAGCUUCAUGUAAUCUGGAGACAAGCAUGAGACGAGAAGACACUCGGGGAAGACACAGAGGCGUGUUUUCUCUCACCCCUGCAAAGGUGAGACGAUGGGGCCUGCAGAUGUAUCACCUGAGACCAAAGGAAUCUGCGGACACUUCACAGGGCUCGGAGAAGAAUGUUAUCACAUUUGGAGAGUGAUAUUGAUUAAUGAGAACCUUUUUGUCACACGCCGAGGCUACGGGAGACUGAUCACUGAAGAUCAAAACAAAGGAGAGAGCCAGAUCACACCAGUCCAGUGUGUAACUCUUUCACCAAUGUAGUUUAAAGCGUGGAGGAAAAGGAUGCGCGGUCCGAUCUGUUAAAUUGCCAUCAGAUUACCGUCAGUCCUCUGCAGCACGUCGACAGGAUUCCCAAAACAACCCAAGCAAAGUGGGAGCUGCCGGUCAAGUCAAUGAAGGUGCAUCGGUGAAGUGACGCCUUCGUGCAGUGCGACAGCGGCACUUUCCUCCAUCCUCGGGUCGGAACAACCAGCGCAGCGGCGAUCAAACUCCAGUCCGGUCCGAGAGACGGUGGUCGGGCUUCGGCCUCAGGUGCAUCUCUGAGGCGGGGCGACGCGGAGGUCCAGAUCAAACCGUACGGACGAAUCAAAGACUUUGGAGAGAGGAGAGAGAGGCAGAGAAGAAGAGAGACACAGAGAGAGAGAGAGAGAGGGAGAGAGAGAGAGAAGGGGAACGAGCAGAGGGUGUUGUGGAGGUAUGGACUGUAACUGCGUCAGUGAUCUGCUGCUCCCCCCGGUGCCUGCGCUCUGGACGCCAGGUCAGUCCCGCCAUCAAGCUCUUGCAAGGGGGAUCGCCUUCCCAGACUGGGCCUACAAGCCCGAGUCAAGCCCCGGGUCCAGGCAGAUCCAGCUGUGGCACUUCAUCCUGGAGCUGCUGCAGAAGGAGGAGUAUAAUGGGGUGAUCGCGUGGCAGGGCGACUACGGGGAGUUCGUCAUCAAGGAUCCAGACGAGGUGGCUCGGCUGUGGGGGAUGAGGAAGUGCAAACCUCACAUGAACUACGACAAGCUGAGCAGGGCACUGAGGUAUUACUACAACAAACGCAUUUUGCACAAAACCAAAGGGAAGCGUUUCACCUACAAGUUUAACUUCAGUAAGGUCGUGCUGGUGAACUACCCCAUCCUGGAUAUGGCCAACUCUCCCUUCUUUCUGGCCCAGAACCACUUCAACGGGAGCGCCACCGCUCCAGACUGCAGCCCAGAGGCCAUACAGUCCCUGUUUCCUCGUUUGCCAGACUCCGGCAGGGGAACGUCCCUGUUUGAUCGAGGCACCGCGGCACCAGGGCCCGAAGGAGACAAGCUGAGACUGGAUGCAUUUCCCUUCCUCAGUUCAGGUGCCCCGUGCUACACCAAACCCCCGUCCCUGCUGGGCCCGUACCCUCGCAACCCACCCUUUGACUACCCCUGGGGCUUCAACCCCUACCUCCCAGGGGCCUUCUCCCUCAAUAACUGCCCCAAACUGCCCCCUGGCUCCCUCUACCCCUCCGGGUUUUACCCCAACCCUUUGCAGAGCAGCCUCUCCCAGCUGCCUCACCCCUUCUCCUCCCUGCUCCCCCCAGGGGAGGCAGGUGCGGGAGAGAGGGGAGCAGCGGGAGCAACCGGAGGUACGAACGGCACGGCGGGUGGUCAGCCAAUCCGACUCUGCCUGCCACCCUACCCCGGGAGCCUGUCACUGGGUCGGACGGACGUUGGCACAUUGGGGGAGAGGGAAAGAGCUGAGGCCAAUCCUCCGGUUACUGGGCUGAGUCUGGGGCUAGGAGCGAUCGGCCUGGCAGCCGGGACUGGGACAGGCCGGCAGAGCCCCUCGGAGAGGAGAGGAGGAGGGCUGAAGCAGGACCCGGAGUCAGACUCAGACCUGGAGAUCACAGAUCUGAGCGACUGCAGCUCGGACAACGAAAACGAUCACGAAUUCGGCAUCAGGAAGGAAUCCAGCCUGGCGAACCGAUCACAGAUAGUGCUGGAUGGAAAGAAAGGGAGCGCGCUGCCACCCAUCUCCUCUCUCCCCCCGACAGCGUCCCCACAUCCUCUGAAGAGCCUGAUGCCCGUCAGUCCCCCGCCCCCGUCCCUGCCUCCGUCACUUUCCCCCUCCGUGGCUGUGCAUGAAAGACACAGGGAGACAGAGACUCUCAAAAUGAUACCCAGCUAAGACAUUUUCUCCCGCGUCCACCAUCUUGCCAGUCUGUGCUCUGAUAACUCUCUUUUUCUCUCCUUUCUUUUCUCGGAGACACUUUUCUGCUUUAAAUUGUCAACUCCCCAAUCACUCUCGAUAGAUACUUUUUUCCCCAGGAAAGGCAGUUGUGUUCUUUACUUCUGAAAUUACUGUUUCCCUGUUUGCUGUGUAAGUUUUUAACUUGCCUACAGUCCAUUACACCACCAACUCGUCCAUCUUAGAAUACAUGGGGCGUACAGUUUUUUAGCUGUCUGUAUCACCAUCUUGUCCUUUCUGUUUUGAUCUCUCACACCAAAUGAUCGCUGCGUGGUCUGUAGACUUGUUGUACGCGUUGCCUCUACAAUUUGCCGUCUGCGGCCGAGCUAUGAUAGAAGGCAGUGAGGUGGUAAAUUACAACACAGCGAUGCCUGCCUUGACAAACAUUAACAAACAACAUCCCUACGCUAACAGAACAGAACAACAAAUAAUGCUCAGAUCGAUCCAAUUUUACAGAUUUGUCCUGUAAUUCUUGAGAUUUGGACCAUACAUAUAUAAUCACUUUUGAGACAUAGUCAAAUACUGCCACCUAGUGGUCCUUUUAGUCAACGUCUCCUUCCAUGAAAUCAUCUUACCUCCGUAAUCCUGUGAGUAAAAUAGUUGCCCCUGACUUUAUUUUGCACUUACUUUUCUAUGAUAUUGUUUCUUGCGGGGUUAAUUUAAAUGUUUAAAUCCAUAUUUCUAAUAGUGUUAACUGUGAUAGUCUGUGAAUAUUUAUUUUGUCCUGUGGUUUGAGUAUUUCCUGCACACAUUUUCUAAAAAAAAAGGAAAGAAAAAGAGAGCAGAGGGAGCUGGACCAAACCUAGAAAUUUGUAUGAAUAUUUCAGUGUAUAUAUUUUAUUAUGUUGUACAUUACAUUUAAUUAUUAUUCACUAUGAUAAGAUUUAGCUGUAUUGUUGUGAUUUAAUUCAGUAUUUAAACAUGUUGGAUAAAUUAUAAGCUUAGGUGUAUCAAAGUUUAAAUUAUUAAUGGCAGACGAUCUGCACUCUGAAGAUGUUUUUCUAUGAUGAGGACAGAGUUCACACUGGGAAUUGUCUCUGAUUUUCUCGACCCCAAUUAAUUGUGCCCUUUGGUCAUUUUUGCCAGAUGCCCAACGUACGAACCCUUUGGGUUCAAAAACACGCCGGUAGACUUAUUUUUAUAGUUAGCAUUCACCCAGUGUAACUGUACUGUAAUUAGUCAAAAGUGAAUAAUAUUGGUCUUUGCAUUUUCUUUUUUAAAUCCUCCCCUGAAAAUCUGUUUUGAUUAUUUUUCAAUCAGUGCUUUUUGUCCAUGCCAACAGCAGGGCAAUCGGUUUUGCUUGAGGACAUUAAAAAAUAAAAUAUUCAGAAACUGUUUAUGUUUGUUCUACCCAGAUCUAACGACCAACAUCCUCUCUCCGGCCCCGUCUCUCAGCACAGAGUGAACACUACACCAUCUUGUACAGCUUCAUAGCCUUUAUAGCCUAUGGUUUGUCAAACAGUGGCGGUAUACGAUUAGUUGUGAAAGCUCUAUUGUAAAGUUAAUGUAAAGCUCUAUGUUUGUUGAGUUGCUACAGGAAAAGGCCUCCAGUCACCUCCACAGUGGUGGAACACUAAACUAACAGCUGUAAAUACUGUUUCCUUUGUGUGUGUAUGUGUGUGUACACAUCCCAAAAUGACAACGCAGUGGUUUUACCUGUCAUCUCUCUUUGUUUUACUGUAAAGAGGAAAAAUGGAAAGUGCAAAAAAGAAGAAAAAAGAUGAAUAUCUUCAAAAGCAAUAAACAAUAUUCUGGAUAGUGG